Messenger RNA from Vicia faba (fava bean), 954 nucleotides. The record is from the annotation of a GenBank genome assembly. Lineage: Eukaryota; Viridiplantae; Streptophyta; Magnoliopsida; Fabales; Fabaceae.
AUGUCAAUAUCACUCCUUUUCCUCUACAUUCUCUUCUUCCCUUCCUACACGACUCUCCCUAAUCCCAUUCUCCCAACACCAUCAUCUCAUCCAACAACAUUAACUAUCCCUUCAUUCCAAGAACAAUCUUAUGUUAAAGGCUGUCCUUUAUCUCUCUCAAAUGAACUUUUCAAUGGCAUAAAAAAUGCAUGUAGUUCGUCAAAACACAGUAAACUCGACCAUAGCCGAUGUUGUCCCGUUCUUGCAGCAUGGUUGUAUUCUUCCUACUCUGCCACCGCUCUUAGAAACCACCCAUCACCGUCGUCAUCAUCAUUUGACAUGCCUUUGGUGCCAGAUGAUUCAGAAACAUGUGUGGAUGGUUUGGAAAAGGCUUUGAAAGUUAGAGGAAUUGAGAUUGUAAAUCCAAAUGAGAGUUGUGAUUUGGUGUAUUGUUAUUGUGGAAUUAGGCUGCAUCCUUUUAACUGUCCUGAUUCAUUUUCUGUAACCAAAAGAGGGGAGCUUGUUGGAGAUCAAAGUGUUAGAAAGUUGGAAAAGAGUUGUUUGAGUAGUGAAAAAAACGUCAAUGGCUUUCAAGGUCUUGAAGGGUGUUCUAAGUGCUUGAAUAGUCUCUAUUUGCUUAACAAAAAGGCUUCAAAUUCAAGCAAAGAAGACAGGACCGCAAAGAUUCACAACAAUGAUUGCGAGCUAAUGGGCUUGACAUGGCUUUUGUCGAAGAAUUGGACACCUUAUAUACACACGGUUACCGACAUUCUUCGUACUUUAUUGUUGAACAAUGAUGGAUCUAAGCCAAAAUCAUGCACUCUUAAUAGUAAUGGAAUGCCUCUAGCCGUUGAUUCAUCUGAAAUCAUAAAUGAGCAAUCUUCUUCAACCAACCUCCAACCGCCUAUGUCUCUUUCUUUGUUAUUAGUACUUUGUUUGGUACUAUGUGUGCAUGUUAUUGUGCUAUUCUCUUAA